Messenger RNA from Aureococcus anophagefferens, 2682 nucleotides. RefSeq lists its product as hypothetical. Gene Ontology annotation, biological process: regulation of DNA-templated transcription; nuclear-transcribed mRNA poly(A) tail shortening. The coding region runs from base 1 to 2682 and encodes 893 amino acids. Gene Ontology annotation, cellular component: nucleus; P-body; CCR4-NOT core complex. The record is from RefSeq and is a predicted model, not a curated record. Lineage: Eukaryota; Pelagophyceae; Pelagomonadales; Pelagomonadaceae. The transcript is spliced from 8 exons.
AUGAGCGCGAAUAGGAAGCUUCAAACAGAGAUCGAUCGGACUUUGAAGAAAGUCGAGGAAGGAGUCGAGAUCUUCGAUGAGAUAUGGGAUAAGGUUUAUUCGGCGACUCAACAGAACCAGAAGGAGAAGUAUGAGGUUGACUUGAAAAAGGAAAUCAAGAAACUCCAGCGACACCGAGAUCAAAUCAAGACAUGGGUGGCGUCGUCAGACAUCAAAGACAAGCGUCCGCUGACUGACGUGCAUCACAGUGCGCGAAAGCUCAUCGAGACGAAGAUGGAACAGUUUAAGGUUUGCGAGAAGGAGACAAAGACCAAAACUUAUUCUAAAGAGGGCCUCGCUCGCGAGACUAAGAUCGACCCGCAUGAGGCGGCCAAAAAUAGCACGCGCGAUUGGCUUUCAGAAAAGGUAGACCAGCUCUCACUGCAGAUCGACAUGCACGAGGCAGAUAUGGAAAAGCUCACAUCGGGUAAAGGCUCAAAACGGAACAAGCAAGAGAUUGAACAGCUCGAGGCAUCCAUCAAGCGCCACCGGUGGCACAUAGCUCGGCUAGAGCAGAUUACACGGCUUCUGGAUAACGAUGCUCUCCAGCACGAGCAAAUAAAUGAGAUCAAAGAGGAUGUGGAAUAUUAUAUUGACGCGAAUCAAGAGCCAGACUUCAUGGACGCCUAUGACGAGACAAUGGAUAUUUUUGAGUCACUUGAUCUGGGCGACCUCCCCACAGAUGAAGAUGCGGCAGCCGCGGCCGCGGCCAAUACAGACGAAAAGAAGAAGAAGAAGAAGAAGGGAGAUGACGACGACGACGACGAAAAGGAUGACAAAAAAAAAAAAAAAAAAGACAAGCAGGCUGAAAAGGAGGCGAAAGAGGAAGCCAAAAAAGAAAAGAAGGCUAACAAGGCCAAGGCAACCACGGCAAUGCCACUAACGAUUGGUCGUGCGACAGUAGCGAAAGCGGCGCCCGCGCCCGUCCCCGCUGCGGCUGCGCCUAUCAAAGGUGCUAAGGGCGCGUCUACCACUAGCAAGGGCAUGCCAACGCCCGGUGUUCCGACGCCUCAGCAAGUUGCUCCGCCGGCGUCUGGUGCCGAGUCGCUCGCAAACAUCCUCAAGCAGCAGAGUGCGCAGCAACAGCAAACUGGUGUCGCAAUGGCCGACAGGCUUCGGGCCCAGCAGCAACAGCCAACGGCCCCAGUGCCUGGAGCUGCUUUUUCUGCAGCGGCGCAGCGAUCACAGCAUCAACAACAGACCUCCAGCCUCGUGAUGAGCCAACAGGCACCAGGACGUGGGGCGCAGGGCGGUGCGCAGGGAGCUGGCGGUUCAAUUGGCUUUGGUACCACGCGCUCAGGGCAAGGCAACAGUUCAGGCUACGGCUACGGUACGAAUGACUCUCGGGCAGGAACGCGACAGCAGGGCAUCAUUCCGCAGCAGGGUCAGUCACCACAACAAGGGCACGACGGCGGGCUGAGCAUGCUUGCCCGGACGCGUGCCCCGGGCGCAUCGCCGCCGUCUAACCUCCCGACGAUUGGCCCCGUCUCGGGUCAACAGAGCGUCGCAGGGACCAUGUUUCAGAACGCGCCUGGGUCGGGCGCGUUGGGGACUGCGCCAUCACGUGGUCUCACUCCGCAGACCGCUGCAGGCGGUAGUGUGCGCAGUAGCACAACGCAUAACUGCCCUGUGCAGAGCCGAGGCGCACAAGUCGCUCUCGACCAGUGCUUCGCACCUGGUGCCAGUCUUGAGCCCCUCCUUGAUAUCUCUGAACAUAUGGCUGCUGAUGACACCUACGUGCGUCUCCUUGAUGCGCAGGGACCCAGCGGUAAUGAUGACAAUGCCGUAAGUCUGAGUGCUCGCAAGCUCGCGGCUCUCGCACUCAGCAUGCGCCGCGCUCCACGCAAAGCUGACUCGGAGCGUCCGAGGCAAUAUGUGCCCCGAAAUCCUUAUGCGACACCGCCGGCCUUUCCUUCAACGCCCGCGCCGACCUUUGACGACGCGAAGCGCCAUGAAGAGCCUAAGGUGACGACUGACGAGUUUGAACAGGGCACUUAUGUGUACUUCGAUUACGAGACCGGAUGGUGCCAGCGCAUCAAAUCCGACUUCACCUUCGAGUAUAAUUUUCUUGAGGAUGAACUCGGACCUGCACCUCUCUACGAACUGUCUAAAACCACCGUUACUACUGCACUCAUCGUUCGCUCAACAGUCUUCCAGAUAGGACACGCAAAAAUAACGCUGGUGCGAAUUGAUGCAUCACCUCAGUCUCAGAAUUUGUGGCGGCUUCGCAGUGUCAAAACAGCAGCGCCUACACGUCGCGAUCAGACGUGGCGAGUUCGACAAGCCAGACGUGAGGAGCGGAUCAGGGGUUGGGAUAACGAGAUAGUAAACUCCGACACGGGGAGGCAGCCUAGUGGGGCUGCCCUGCCGUGUGGGGUGAACUAUCGAGGUUAUGCAGUGGCGGUCCAGGAAGACUCUCCGUCUAUUACAGUGCGAGACGCAACUAUAACAGGGUUAGAAAGCCGUCUGACAGACACCACAGGAGCAGAAGAGCGCCACGCUACUUCUGCCUCUGCUGGCUGUACACUCCUUCAGUUCGCUGUCUCUAUAAGACUUGAAGCCACUCAGGCUGCACUCCCCCAUCUACGCUCAUCCUGCUUCUACGGAUUGUACCUUAACGUCAAGUUGAUGUACGGAACUUAG